GAUUUUGCCCCAUCUUGCUAGCAACUCAUUCGUCUCUGUUCCGGGUCAACUGAAAAGUCCUAGGAACUGCCCUUGGGAGUAUCUAUUGUACUGAACAUUUGUUUUAUAUUAUGAAAGGCAUUUGACUGGUUUUGAUUCUGUAUCGGGUGCCCCGGCAAAGUCUCGUGCUUGACUUCUCAUAAUUAGCGCGUAGUUUUCAAGUGGGGGCUCUUUUGAGUUUUCAACGGAAGCUUCUCUGUACCUUCCAUGCGCGUUGAUGUGAAGUGCAUCGAUGAUAAGAUCAAGAAUCUUUAAAAAUGUCACCUUGGCAGUUAUCUCGUUGCUUUGCUCUGAGAUUCCUCAUAACUCUCAGUUCUAAUUUGGGAAGAAGUUGGUUUCGUCACUGCAAUGGUAUUCAAGAGGCCUUUUCCUGAAGAGGGUGAAGAGGGUUUUGGAGCUUCAAAGAGAAGGUUGAUACCCCAAACUGCGAGAGAUGUGAUUGGACGGUUUUCGGAGAGUGAAAUCCUGCACAGAAUCGAGCCUUUCUUGCGCAUAGUGGUUAGAGAGGAGUUGGACCAUGUAUUCUCGCGCCUGCAAGACCCACUUCAAAGGACCUCAAUUAACCCAGCUGGAGAUUCUGUAGGAGGAGGAGGUUUGCAGUUGCGUUUUGUCAAUCAGUUGAUGCCUAAGGUUUUUACAGGCUGUAAGAUCAAAGCUGAAGAUGGUUCUCCUAUCAAAAUCGAACUAUUUGACACCAGAACCAACUGUAUUGUUCAAAAUGGUUCCCUCUCUUCAGCUAGAAUUGAGGUUCUGGUCCUUGAUGGUGACUUUGGCUCUGAUAACCGAGAAGAUUGGAGCGAGACUGAGUUCAGGGCCAAUAUUGUGCGUGAAAGAGAAGGUCGAAGACCGCUGGUGGUUGGAGAACGGAGCAUAACUUUGCAAGGAGGAGUCGGCUAUCUUACUAACAUAAUGUUCACUGACAAUUCGAGUUGGAUAAGAAGCCGGAACUUCAGGUUAGGAGCUCAAAUUGAGCGGAAAAUUUCAGCUGAUGUACGAAUAAGGGAAGGCAGAAGUGGAAAGUUCGUUGUGAAAGAUCACCGUGGAGAGCUGUACAAAAAACAUUACCCUCCAAACCUAAAAGAUAAAGUAUGGCGCCUCGAGAAAAUAUCAAAAGACGGCAUCUUCCAAUCUCGAUUGGCCUCCGUUGGAAUUCACACUGUUAAGGAUUUCUUGCGUAAACUUGAAACGGACCCAAUCCGUCUUAGAAAUAUACUAGGUAACUUGUCGAAUAAAACAUGGAAAGCAAUUGUUGAGCAUGCAAUGACUUGCAACGUAGAUGAUAACGAGGCGUACAUCUAUUUUGAUGCCUCCCAGAGCGCUGGCCUCUUGUUCAAUUCAACCUACAAAGUCAUCAGUGCGACCUUUGAUGGCCAAAAUUACCAUCCACUGGAAAACUUGACUUUCCAUCAGAAGCAUUUGGUGAGCAACUUAAAGCAGCAGGCUUACUUGAAUGUGAAUGAACUGAUACAAACCCGUUGGCCUUCAAUUGCUCCUCCGAGGGCCUUGAAUGGCUUGCCAGCAUCAGGUUCGAUUAUUGAUUCGUGUUCAAGCGAGCCGCACAUUGACUUCCCUUCUUUGUGCCAAGGGAUUGAAGACUUCGAAGAUCCUGUGGGACCACUGCCUGGAUUCAAUCAUUUGGCCUCUUCAACAUCAUACAACAGCGAAGCUGUUCAGAGCCGGCAAUAUGAAGUCUCCAUCUCACAGGAUUAUCAUCCAGAGCUAGCUUUUAACCCAAUUCCCACAAGUAGUAGUUUCGUGAUGGGAAAUGCCUGGGCGGGGCUCUACCAUGGAGAGAACAAUUCUCAGUAUAAUCCACAAAGGACACUCGAUGUCAACAGCCAUUUAGCUGCUAAUAUGAAUGUUUCCCAAAUCGAAGCAUCGUAUAGUUUCCCGUCGUCUUCUUCUUCAGCUUGGACGCCAGGAAAUGGCUUAUUCAUCGGUUCAUUGGGUGAGGCUGAAGUUGGGAUCUUUUCUUCUUUCCCAGACAUCGGUCUCCAUAUCCGCAAAAGUGCGAGGCCUAAGGCAGGUUGGUGCAAGAUUCGAGCAGCAGUCAAGUGGGGAUCAGUCAGGCGCGAUGCGGCCGCCAGAAGAAUGGCGCGCCUUCUGUAUAUGUAGAUUCCAAGGAUCUUUUAGAGCAUCCACCACGAUCCCCGUCCCUGCAAGCAUCUGGGGGAAAAUAACAAGUCGUCCGGUUGUGCUUUGUCCAUUCGCUCGUUUGUUUCCCCCUGCAUUAGGUUGUAAAUUCAUAGGAUUUUACAGAACAGGGUUGCCGAAAGAAAGUGGCAUUGUUCUCUGUAUGUAGAUCGAUUAGAUUUCCGGGCCUUUUCCUUGCAGUAGUUUCAUUCUGUAUCAAGCUGUAGAUUCAUAGGAAGUUCAAAGGAAAGGCCAGUCCCAAGAGUCAUGUAGAUCAAUCAGAUCAUGUGAAAUAAAUGUCUAAUGUCUUCAAAAUC
This is a messenger RNA of Rhodamnia argentea, 2489 nucleotides long. Its product is annotated as calmodulin-binding protein 60 B-like. The record is from RefSeq and is a predicted model, not a curated record. Lineage: Eukaryota; Viridiplantae; Streptophyta; Magnoliopsida; Myrtales; Myrtaceae. The coding region runs from base 388 to 2154 and encodes 588 amino acids. Gene Ontology annotation, cellular component: nucleus. Gene Ontology annotation, molecular function: DNA-binding transcription factor activity; calmodulin binding; sequence-specific DNA binding. The transcript is spliced from 8 exons. Gene Ontology annotation, biological process: regulation of salicylic acid biosynthetic process.